GGACACAGGUGACACACCCCUUCCCCACUCACCCACUUAAAAAUGCUCCGACCGGCCGGCCAUUCCCAUGGCUUCUCCUCGCCCGCUACCCGGAAUCCGUCCCCUCUUCGCUCUCUUCCUCUCUCUUCUCUUUCUCGUUUUCCUCCUCCCAUGGGCGGCCGGCUCUUCUCCGCUGGAGUCAUCCCACCUUUAUCGAGUCCUGCACAUCCAAGAACGGGAGCGCUUACCGCCCGCCGUCCAGGUGGCCGCCGCCCGUGGCCUUCUCUCCCGCCUCCUCCCAUUCCACGUUUCCAGCUUCGAAUUCGAGAUCGUUUCCAAGGAAACAUGUGGUGGAGUAGCAUGCUUCAUUAUUAGCAACCAUCCAUCAUUAAGUACAAAAGGAUUCUCAGAAAUACUAAUCCAAGGGACAAGUGGUGUGGAACUUUCUGCUGGUCUCCAUUGGUACUUAAAACACUGGUGUCUGAUACACAUAUCUUGGGAGAAGACCGGUGGUCUACAGUUGUCAUCUCUACCAAAAGUGGGCUCCCUUCCGCAUGUUCCUUCGGCUGGUAUUUUGAUUCAUAUGCAUGGUGGAGUUGGGAAAGAUGGGAGAAGGAAAUUGAUUGGAUGGUUCUCCAAGGGGUCAACUUACCACUUGCUUUCAAUGGGCAAGAAGCAAUUUGGCAGAAAGUUUUUGAGUGAUACAUUUGAUGAGAACACUCCACCUGUAGAUGAUCCAAAGUAUAUAUCUUCCUUGGGUUCUGCAAUAUAUAAAGGAAUGCAAAGUGGUGAUGAUGAUGCAAUAUGGCUCAUGCAGGGUUGGUUAUUUUCAUAUGACCCAUUCUGGAAACCACCUCAGAUGAAGGCUCUCUUGCAUUCGGUUCCAAUUGGGCGGAUGGUAGUUCUUGAUCUAUUCGCUGAAGUAAAACCAAUAUGGGUUAAAUCAAAACAGUUUUAUGGUGUUCCAUACAUCUGGUGCAUGCUACACAAUUUUGCUGGAAAUAUUGAGAUGUAUGGUAUUCUCGAUGCAAUUGCACUUGGACCUAUUGAAGCUCGUACAAGUGAAAAUUCAACCAUGGUUGGCGUUGGAAUGUCUAUGGAAGGCAUUGAGCAAAAUCCUGUUGUUUAUGAUCUGAUGUCUGAAAUGGCAUUUCAUCAUAAACCAGUAGAUGUCAAGAUCUGGGUUGACUUAUAUGCAACAAGGAGAUAUGGAAGGUCUGUUCCAGCACUACAAGACGCCUGGCAGAUACUAUAUCAUACUCUAUAUAAUUGCACAGAUGGUGCCUAUGACAAAAAUCGAGAUGUAAUUGUUGCAUUUCCAGAUGUUGAUCCAUCUGUCAUAUUGAUACCAGAGAUAUUUGAAGAGAGAAAGCUUGUGCAUUUUAGUCGACAAUUAUCAGAAAGAGAGCCACUGAAGGAAACAGCUAAUUCUUAUGAUCAACCACAUUUAUGGUAUUCAACUGCUGAUGUCACACGCGCAUUAGUUCUUUUCCUAGAAAAUGGGUAUGAUGUAUCAGAUAGCCAGACUUUCAGAUAUGAUCUCGUGGAUCUCACCCGUCAGGCAUUAGCAAAGUAUGCAAACAAAGUAUUCUUGAAGAUUAUAGAAGGGUACCAACUCAGUAAUUUAAAACAAGUGACCAUAUAUAGUCAGCACUUUCUUGACCUUAUGAAAGAGCUGGACUUGCUUUUGUCAUGUCAUGAUGGAUUUCUGCUUGGACCCUGGUUGGAAAGUGCCAAACGCCUUGCAAGAGACCCAGAACAGGAGCAACAGUUUGAAUGGAAUGCAAGGACUCAAGUAACCAUGUGGUUUGAUAACACUGAGACUGAAGCUAGUUUGCUUCGUGAUUAUGGAAACAAGUACUAGAGUGGUCUUCUACUGGACUACUAUGGGCCAAGAGCAUCUAUAUAUUUCAAGUACAUGAUAGACAGCUUGGUGAAGGGGGAGAGUUUCCCAUUAGAAGACUGGAGGAGGGACUGGAUAGGCCUUACCAACAAGUGGCAAAGCAGUAGAAAUUUGUUUCCAGUGAAAGCUUCUGGUGAUGCUCUAAAUAUAUCUCGAUGGUUAUAUGACAAGUAUUUAUGUACUGAUAACUUGUAAUCACUUUAUAUGGGUUCAAACUAUGAUGAAGCUGCUAAUUUUGUGAUCUUUUAUGUUUGACACACAAUCUCCUGAUGAUAAUUUCGUUCCCAAAGUUCAAAAGAAUCUUAUUGCCUUGGGUUUUUUAUCAAA
Musa acuminata AAA Group (dessert banana) is the source of this 2209-nucleotide messenger RNA. Its product is annotated as alpha-N-acetylglucosaminidase-like. The record is from RefSeq and is a predicted model, not a curated record. The transcript is spliced from 14 exons. Bases 68 to 1843 code for a protein of 591 amino acids. NCBI's taxonomy places the organism in Eukaryota, Viridiplantae, Streptophyta, Magnoliopsida, Zingiberales, Musaceae.